Messenger RNA from Scleropages formosus (Asian bonytongue), 3017 nucleotides. It is a transcript of the gene lpcat3, whose product is annotated as lysophosphatidylcholine acyltransferase 3. Gene Ontology annotation, biological process: lipid modification; phosphatidylcholine biosynthetic process. Bases 561 to 1958 code for a protein of 465 amino acids. Gene Ontology annotation, cellular component: membrane. The transcript has 13 exons. The record is from RefSeq and is a predicted model, not a curated record. Lineage: Eukaryota; Metazoa; Chordata; Actinopteri; Osteoglossiformes; Osteoglossidae. Gene Ontology annotation, molecular function: 1-acylglycerophosphocholine O-acyltransferase activity; lysophospholipid acyltransferase activity.
CUACUGCUCCGUGCACACAAUCUUGUCGGUCAGAGCACACAGUAGAAAACCGUGUCAUUUCCGUACCCUUUAGUCGGUUCGUUCCAUAUAUUCUGAUAUGCGUGUAAGAUUAGGCAGUUCGUGAGUUUACGGAAAUAGAUAUUUGGGUGAAUAGUAAUAGAAUGAGAGCUGACACUAAAAACGCUGAGGUUCAUAAGAUAUCAUCACACACACACAUAUAUAUAUAUAUCGCACGACAAUCAGUUUUUUUCUCUCUCUGCCUCUCUUUUCAUUGGUGAGCUCCGAACAUGCUAUCUCUCUCUCCCUGUCACUGCGGUUGCGGCUCAAGGGGCGUCUCCACGCCACAUAACACGUUGCAAAACUGGCGGAAAGCUGAAGGUCGAUCGGGGAGCGCCGGGGACGGACGGACGGACGGGAGCAGCGGGGAGAGGUUGCUAGACGGGGCUGCGCUGAGCUGAGCUGAGCGGGACUCACUGAAGGACAUAUAAAGGAGAGGGGAAAGGGCGCGAACGCGCACACUCACGGACACGCGCUACGAAGCACUUCCGGCCCAGAGCAAGAUGGCGGCUCCCUUGAUGGAGAGGCUGUCGGAAUCGCUCGGUUCCUCGGAACCGGCAGUUCGGCUCAUUCUCUCUAUUCUUACUGGGUACCCGUUUGCCAUGUUGUACCGGAGUUAUUUCUUCCACCAGUCUCCCACCGUUGUGCACCUGUUCCACACAAUGUCUGGACUGAUUCUGGCAGCUUUCAACUUUGGCUCUCAGCUCUAUCACUCUGCAGUGUGUGUUGGUGUUCAGUUCCUGUUGCUGAGGCUAAUGGGAAGGACACUGACUACCGUUUUGACCAGCUUUUCGUUUCAGAUGGUCUACCUACUCUGUGGUUAUUACUAUACUGCGACUGAUCAGUAUGAUAUUAAGUGGACCAUGCCUCAUUGCGUACUCGCGCUGAAGCUUAUUGGUUUGUCAUUUGACUACUAUGACGGUGGAAAGGAACCACCGCAGCUCAGCGCAGAGCAGAAGAAGGGUGCCCUUUCAAAGGUUCCCUCCCUCCUUGAGGUCUGUGGUUUCUCCUACUUUUAUGGCGGGUUCCUGGUGGGCCCACAGUUCACACUGCGCAGCUACCAGAGGCUGGUCUCCGGGGAGCUGACAGACUGUCCCGGACAGCCUCCAAACAGUGUUUUUCCUGCCUUGAAAAGGUUCCUUCUGGGCCUUUCGUGCCUGACAAUUUACACCAUAGGAAGCCCUUUCUACCCUGACAGCUACUUCCUCACUGACGGGUAUGAGGCCCAGCCCUUCUGGUACCGUUGUGUGUACAUCCUGAUCUGGGCUAAAAUCAGCUUGUACAAAUACGUCAGCUGCUGGGUCAUUGCUGAAGGUGUGUGUAUUCUCUGUGGGCUGGGCUACAACGGACAGGAUGAGAAGGGGACCCACCAAUGGGACGCCUGUGCGAACAUGAGAGUGUGGCAGUAUGAGACCACACCCCUCUUCACUGGCACCAUUGCUUCCUUCAACAUCAACACCAACGCUUGGGUGGCCAGACAUGUAUUCAAGCGAUUGAAGUUUCUUGGUAACAAGAUGGCAUCUCAGAUGGCGACGUUGCUGUUCCUGGCCGUGUGGCACGGUCUUCACUCCGGCUACAUACUGUGCUUCUCUUUGGAGUUCAUCAUCGUCAAUGUGGAGAGGAAGGCCAUGGCGCUAGUGAAUGACAGUCCUCUGCUGACCCGACUGGUCUCCAGCCCGCUGUACCCCCUACUCUAUGUGGUCCAGCAGUUCCUGCACUGGCUCUUUAUGGGAUACCCCCUCGUACCCUUUUGUCUGUUCACCUAUGACAAGUGGCUCAAGGUGUAUUCAUCUGUCUACUUCUGUGGUCACGUCUUUUUCUUCAUUGCCUACCUUAUCAUACCCUACUUCCGCAUGGUGCUGGUGCCUCGGAAAGCAGGGGACGUGAAGAAAGAAAAAUGAUACUGCAGGUCUCAAGUUUGGAUUUUCAACCUAAAUUUGACUGAAGGGAACUGUGACUUUUAAUGUGGAAAAGAUCAGAAAAUAUUUUAACGCCUUUAGUAAUAUUUAUGUGUACAAAUUUGAUUUCGAUAUGUUUUGGGCUGAUGAAGGUGAUGUGGGGAAAUUUAGGCACAGAUAGUGAGGGAGGAAGUAGAGAGAUGGCGUUUACCCAGAGUGCUGUAGUGAGGUAGCGUUAAGUGAAAGCGGGUGGUGUGCUGAAAGGGUGCAUACCUGACUGUCACUUUGCCUUUGGCCCCACUUGACAGGUGUAUGUGUCGCUCAUCUCUCACUCCAGUAAGCAUUUGAAAGAUGAGCCCUAUUUUGGGGCACAAAAUUAGUGUGUUUGGUGCUUCCAGGUUGAAAACGACACCUGUUGUUGGAAAGAUUGCAUUUUUUUUGCAAUUUUGCAAAAGAUGACACACUGCGGCGGGACCUUUUCAAACCACAGCCAAGAAACACUACGCACUGCAGCACAAUUUAAUUGUGAUUUAUUAUUUUUUAAAUUGCCUUGAAUAUUAAAGAUGAAUGUUUUAACAGCGAUGAUGGUUGAAAAGUAGUCUUGGAAAUAGUAGGCGUGGUACAUAGUUUUGCUUUGGGCAAAACAAAAAACUAAAAUCCACACAAAGGCCCUCCCUCUGUCCUGCUCUUUCCACAUUGGUUUUAUUUUUUUAUUUUUUUUAUUUUUUUUUUUAAAUCAGUCUCCUCUUCUCAGUUUUAUUUCUUUGCUUCAUCAUACUCACACAAACAUUUCCAACCCGCACCACCACUUUUCUAUUCAUUCGAACCAUGAUUGUUAUCCAUCCAUAACCACCCAGUGACAUGGACCCUUUUUUAUGUACAUUCUGUACAAGGUGGCUAAGACUCACUGUAACAAUGAUGUUUUGAUAAUAUUUAUACUUGUGGUGAUAAUUGUGUAUUAUUAUUAUUCCAGAGACUACUUUGCCUUAUUGCUACCAAAUGUACAAACGAAACAGUUUUAAACUUUUUUUGUAAUGUUCAUUAAAAUGCUGGAUUUUUGAA